AUGUCGACGGUCUUUUCUUUCCAGACACAGCUCAUCUCCAUCAUGGACGCGUUAUCCAAAACAGCUGUGAUUGAAAUAAGCAAACUGGUCGACAUUGAGUCAAAGAUGCUGAAAAUAGAGAUAAAUCGAGGACGAAACGAGAUAGCCUCUCUCACUGAGAAACUCCAGCUGAUGGAGAAAUUGCUCUACAUGGCACAGGGGGGAAGGCAGGACGCAGUCGCUUCAGCAUGCAUGGUGAGGGAUGGUUCCGAGGACGGGAUGUUUGCGUCUGAGAGGACUAGACCUGCAAUAAAAAGUGAGGGUCGCUUGGAAAGGAUAACUUCUUCCAACGAGAGAAGCAGUUUGCAUCAAAUUGAAGAGCCUACUGUAGCUGAGGCCCCUAGUCCACCCAAUGGGGAGACUGAGUUGAUCAUGGUUAAGGAAGAGCCGCCAGAGUUGAACAAUGGAGACACUGAACAAGAAAGAACUAAUGAAAAUAGACAGGAAGCACUCCUAGAUACCCAGAAGACUCCAGAUGGCAUACAUCAUUCAAAACCUGCUGCAGAUCACCCACAGCACCUGUUUUCUUGCUUUGUGAAUAUAGCUAACCAGUCACCUCCCUCAAGACCAGGAAGGAAGGAGACAGAGUGGAAUCCACAGCUUAGAUCUGCACACACAACGGUUGAGGCUGAAAAAACCUCUGCUCAAAAUGUUGCCUCCCAAAGCUCAAGUGUGCUUAGAAACACAAAGCUUCACAACCUAAGGAACUCUGCUGCUAAGAGAUUUGGCUGUCUGCAGUGUGGCAAAGGUUUCAGAUGCUUUAGCCAGCUUGAAAUACAUCAGAGAAGUCACACAGGAGAGAAACCUUUUAGGUGCACACUGUGUGGAAAGAGAUAUGCACAAAAAGGACACCUGUAUACACACCAGCGCACCCACACUGGGGAGAAGCCAUACCGCUGUCCUAUUUGUGGAAAGGGCUUUAUUCAGAAAUGCACUCUUGAUAUGCAUCAACGCACACACACCGGAGAAAAACCUUUUGUUUGUAUCAAAUGUGGUAAGGGAUUUACAAAGAACUGUAAUCUGAAAAAACACCUUGCUGUACAUCUUGACCCUAGUUUGAACAUGUUUGGUACUGAAUCUAGUGCACCUACUUUUAGUACAACAUUCAUAAAUGGAACAACUUAAAACAGACUGUAAAUGCUAUGUGGUUUGAAUAAAAUAUAUGUGAUCAAUAAAGUUUUUUCAACAGA
Messenger RNA from Cheilinus undulatus (humphead wrasse), 1229 nucleotides. Its product is annotated as zinc finger protein 572-like. Gene Ontology annotation, molecular function: DNA-binding transcription factor activity; RNA polymerase II cis-regulatory region sequence-specific DNA binding. Gene Ontology annotation, biological process: regulation of transcription by RNA polymerase II. The record is from RefSeq and is a predicted model, not a curated record. Bases 1 to 1164 code for a protein of 387 amino acids. The transcript has 4 exons. Lineage: Eukaryota; Metazoa; Chordata; Actinopteri; Labriformes; Labridae.